UAACAGUAUGCAAUACCACUUGAAUAAUUCUCUCUGUCACAGUCACUCUCACAAGCACACAGACGAGAGGAGUAAACAAUGGCGACGACAAGGGCUAGGGUUACGUUUCGCAUAGUACUGGCCGUUCUCCUCAUAGUCGCUUUCUUCUACCUCUGCCGUCCUCUCUACUGGAAAAUCUCCGCCACCGUCCAAGAUAUCCGUGAAAACAAACAAACCGUCUCCGGAGGUAUUUCUCAAAUUGUAUUAGAGGCUCAGAAAUCGGUGGGCUGGUACCGCGACGAGUCCGAUUCCGGACUUCAUGAAUAUGAUCGCAAGGCUUUGGCAGUGAAUUCUAGGAGAAUUCUUCGUCAGGUUUUGUAAGAAAAUAAAAAAAAUAUAAAUAUUGUUGAUUGUUGUUGUAAUGUUUUAUUUUCUAUACGCGAAUUGAUAGAUAUACUGUAGAUCUGGAUUGUUUUACUUCCAAUAAUUGAUAAAUUUUGGAUGUUAUGCACCGGAUUGAAAGGAAUUUUGCUUAUUUAGAUUAGCUUGCAAUUUGGAUUUGCGGUGUCUUGAAAUUGAUGGUUGAUUAGAGAGGAGAAAAAAAGUUGUUUACUUUCGUAUUCAAAAGUCACAAGAGUGCCAUGCUUGUACUUUAAGGUGCAAAUAGAUGCAUUUUUUUCGGUGUU
Camellia sinensis is the source of this 665-nucleotide messenger RNA. NCBI's taxonomy places the organism in Eukaryota, Viridiplantae, Streptophyta, Magnoliopsida, Ericales, Theaceae. The record is from RefSeq and is a predicted model, not a curated record.